AUGAAUUGGAUUAUUCCUGGGAAAAUUCUUAGCUUUUGUGGCCCACACAAUGAAUCUCGUAUAGAAGAUGGAUAUCCUUAUCACUCUCCUGAGACAUAUUUUGACUAUUUCCGUGCCACCAAUGUCACAACAAUUGUACGAUUGAAUAUGAGAAUGUAUGAUGCGAAGAAGUUCACUGAUGCCGGGUUUGACCACGUGGAUUUGUUUUUCAUCGACGGCAGCACUCCAUCGGAAAAAAUCGUCGAAAACUUUAUACGGGUAGUCGAUAAUUCUAAAGGAGCCGUUGCUGUGCACUGUAAGGCUGGUCUCGGGAGGACAGGAACUCUUAUUGCAUGUUGGAUGAUGAAGGAAUUCGGGCUGAAUGCCGCUGAAUGCAUGGCUUGGCUUCGGAUAUGUCGACCAGGAAGUGUCAUUGGACCUCAGCAAGAUUAUCUCGUUGCUAUGCAGAAGUUCUGCUGGUCGAUGUCACAAAACAGUGUAGUGCAGAAAGCGCGACGACAUAAUGUCUCGGAUGGAACGGCGAAAAAAUCACUCGGAAAGCUUACAUCGAAGGUGGAUGAGAUUUGCCUUUCUCACCCGAUGCGAGCAGCAACCUUAGGAGAAAACGUUUUGCCCAGGCCUCGGCCAAACAUUCUGCCGUUGCGUGGUCGAUCGAAGAAGUCGCUGGAUAAGAAUGGAAAUGCAUCUUCGCCAAACGAUGAGACAGCGAUUGACUCGUUGGGUCGUUCUCAAGGUGAUCGUUUGUUGGCGAUGAAAGCGCGCAGUCAGCAUGCUCCUCAUGUUUCGUCGCCAUCUGUUCACGCUGCUCAUCUACCAUCAUUAACAAAUGGCAAUGUUCUUCACGAUCCAGCUGUUCAAAUGAAUGGUCGCUAUUCUGGAAACAGUAAAGCCAGUAAUGUUUCGUCACCGUUCCCUGCUGUUCAACGACCGUCUGCGCUGGCUGGGUUUUCGACGGUGUCUCCCCGUUUUUCAUCGCCAACCACUCCGAUCAAACCACUGUCGACGCCUGGAUCAGCUUCAUCCGUAUCGUCGCGAUCGCGUGGGAUUGCACGGAAUCUUGCCCAAGCAAUGACUCCAGCACCACGACUUCCAUUGAUCGGCUACCGCACUCGAACACUGACGGAUCUGUUUGAUACUACUACUACUACUACGACGCCUCCUUUUUCAUCGUUGUUCCGUCGGCUUCAUUCGUGA
This is a messenger RNA of Cooperia oncophora, 1194 nucleotides long. The record is from the annotation of a GenBank genome assembly. Lineage: Eukaryota; Metazoa; Nematoda; Chromadorea; Rhabditida; Trichostrongylidae.